AUGGUACUUUGUUGCUUCUUCCAAUGUUGUCGUUUCCCACAGCCGCACCAAGAUGGACCCGCUUAUUUUCCUGUCGUUAUGGACUUUAGUCUGCAUUUAAGAUUAAGAUCAGGUGAUGAUGGCAUUUCGAGAGAUCAAGGUUCGGCUGCAGAGAGUUGUGUGCCUGAGAGAAAUAAUCAUUUCCUCCAUGGGAUUAGCGGUAGUCCAACACAACGCUACAAGCAGGUGCAACACAAAGCUCUUUUUUAUUUGUAA
This is a messenger RNA of Thlaspi arvense, 255 nucleotides long. Lineage: Eukaryota; Viridiplantae; Streptophyta; Magnoliopsida; Brassicales; Brassicaceae. The record is from the annotation of a GenBank genome assembly.